AUGGAUCAAGGGAGUAGGUUUUUGGUGGGAAAGAUUUUAGGAAAGGGGGAAUCGUCGAAUGUCAAGUCCUCUCAAUACAUUGAGUUUUACCAAAGUCAUUGGCUUCAAUAUUUUGGGCAUCCUGAUUUUCUCAGAUUUGAUGCCGAAGGGACUUGGCGCUCCCGUGAAAUUGACUCGUAUUUUUCCAAGAACCAGGUUAUGUUGGACCCGAUUCCCGGAGACGCACACUGGCACCUUUCACCACUGGAGCGAAGCAUAGCAUGGCUCAAAGAGCUUCUGUCCCGCCUCGCACAGGAGACGUCAAGCAUCUCCACCCAUGAAGCGGCGCACCAAGCUCUCAACAUCUGGAACAGGAGGGAAAUGGUGAGGGGCUUUUCCCCCCACCAACAUGCCCUAGGACAGGCUCCCGACCUUGACGGUCGCUUCUUUCGAGAUGAUGUUCGUGGCCUACCAGUGGAGAUCAUGGAGACUCCAAUCGGUGAGCUCGAGAGACAUCAAGGCCUCCGACUACAAGCCGAAGAAACGUUCUUGAAGUGGCAAGCCAAAGAGCGGCUUGCUCGAGCCAUGAAUUCCAAGUCCAAACCGAUCCCGGCCUCAGUGGAACAACUCCGCAAAGCGUCCAACCGUGAAACCAUCUUGGCUGAACUAGACAAAGACCUUCGGCUACCUUGGACGAUCUCGGAGAUUGUCGCGCCCUUGGGAAAGAAUGAAUAUGACGACAUCACCGUGGAAGCCAAGGACAUGCCUUCGGAAGAGGACAAAGAAAGGGUAGCCAGAUUUUGGGAACCACCCACCAAGAGGCACAGAACAAAGAGACCUGUGGAGCUUCCAGGAGAAGAAGAAGAAGUACAAGAACAAAACCCCUCGUUGCCUUCAAGACCAACACCGAUGGACAUAGACCCAGAGGAAGACCCACUUCUCUACGCCAAAGGUGUCGAAGAAGAACACCAAGCCUUUUGGAAUGAUGAAAAGGCCUACGUAGAGAUGGAAAUACCACUGCCUCAAAGCAGGCAUGGAUGGAUGCAAAUGUCCAAAGAUGUGAAGGCCUACAUCGUGAACACCCUCAAGAAAAAGAGUGUGGAAGUCUUCGAAAGACACAUGGACGAGGACACCAAAGUGAAAUUCCAGGGAGCAAAGAAAACAGAAAUUUCAAAGUUUCUGGCGUCCGAAGCCCUUGAAGCACUUCCAGCACGCCUACAACCGCCCAAAACUCAGGCGAUGUCCAUGAGGGGAUGGCAUUGCUGGAAGGGCGACGUGGCGGCCGCGUUUUUGCAGGGUAGAAUCUGUGAAGAGGAACUAUACUGCAUCCCAACCCCUGAUCUUUGCAAAGAGAUGAACAUCCCUCCAGAGUCCAUCACUCGACUCCGGAAAUCAUGUUAUGGCCUAGUUCAGGCUCCCUAUGAGUGGUACGAGACCGUGAAGACCCACUUUCACGAGUUGGGAUACAGACAGUGUUUCUCAGAUCCUUGCUGCUGGGUGCUCAAACAAGAAGGUGAAGUCCGCUCCAUCAUUUCCGGCCACGUGGAUGACUUUGUCUUCAUUGGAAACCCCCAAGACGAAUACUGGCAGAGAGCAAAAAAGAGCAUCCAAGAUGCGUUUAGGCAGUACUUGCGGGACGAGUUGGCAGCAUGCUCGAGCUCACAGCUGGGAUACAGCCAAUUGGUGUUCACAGAUUUGUUGAGGCUGUUGGAUGUUCCAGGCAGGGAAUCCUGUAGAGGGGAUGAUCAAGGUAGCUUUGUCCGGCAAGUGGCGGAACAUGAUCCAAAUGUGUUUGAGGAGUCAGGUGAGCGCAAACAAGAACCUCCACAGCCGGAGACGUAA
Messenger RNA from Durusdinium trenchii, 1821 nucleotides. Lineage: Eukaryota; Dinophyceae; Suessiales; Symbiodiniaceae. The record is from the annotation of a GenBank genome assembly.